Molecule: messenger RNA, 4087 nt
Organism: Seriola aureovittata
Lineage: Eukaryota; Metazoa; Chordata; Actinopteri; Carangiformes; Carangidae
Gene: acbd3
Product: acyl-Coenzyme A binding domain containing 3
Exons: 8
Coding region: 43-1677 (544 amino acids)
Cellular component (GO): Golgi membrane
Molecular function (GO): fatty-acyl-CoA binding
Source: RefSeq, a predicted model, not a curated record
UAAACGGAAGUAGGUACGUGGCUGCUUCAGCUGACAGUCUACAUGAUGGCGACAGAGGUUCAGAGCGGCGACCUCGACAGUGCUACUUCCAGCCGGCUCGAAGUUUCCAUCGAUGGCCUCACCCUCAGUCCCGACCCGGAGGGGGAACAGGGCCAGGUCGAAGAACCGGACCCCAAACCCGCGGAACCCGAGACCGAUACGCCGGGAGCCGCUGGGGGCGAAGAUGGAGAGACUGCCAAAUCUGCGAUAGAGAGGAAAUGGGGCUUUCCUCUACAAGAGCUCUACGGAAUGGCACUCAAAUUUUUCAAAGAUAAAGAUGGCAAAGCUUUCCACCCAACCUAUGAGGAGAAGCUUCGACUGGUGGCUCUGCACAAACAGGUGUUACUGGGCCCUUAUAAUCCUGAUGCUUCCCCGGAGGUCGGCUUCUUUGAUGUCCUAGGCAACGAUCGCAGGAAAGAGUGGGCCUCCCUGGGUAACAUGGAGAAGGAGGAGGCCAUGGUGGAGUUUGUCAAGCUGCUUAACAAGUGCUGUAACCUCUUUGCUCCCUAUGUCACAUCACACAAGAUAGAAAGAGAGGAACAGGAGAGGAAAAGGAAAGAGGAGGAGGAACGUCAGAGGAGGGAAGAGGAGGAGAGGGAGCGACAAAGGCAGGAGGAGGAGAGACGCAGGCUUGAGGAGGAGGAAAGGUUGAGGAGAGAGGAAGAUGAAAGAAGACAGGCAGAUGAGGAGAGGCUACGGGUUGAGCAGCAGAAACAACAGAUAAUGGCAGCGCUAAAUGCCCAGACAGCGGUGCAGUUUCAACAGUAUGCUGCCCAGCAGUACCCCAACAGCCCAGAGCAACAGCUGGGCCUCAUCCGUCAGCUCCAGGAGCAGCACUACCAGCAGUACAUGCAGCAGCUCUACCAGGUCCAGCUGGCCCAGCAACAGGCGGCCUUACAGAAGCAGCAGCAGCAAACUGAUUCGAUGGUACAGGGGACACUGGAAUCUAGCAACUUCAACAGUGGGGAACCUGUCCCUGCCUCAGCAGCGGGACCAUUGUGUGCAGCUUCACCACCUGCUGGCGAAGAAGCCCCUACAGUCAAUGGAGGCCAGUCAGACUCAUACUCUGAGAGCAUGGACCGGGAGCCAGAGCCUGAGCCGGCAGAGGAGGUCUCGGAGAAUGGACCUUUAUUAGCUGACUCCCCACCAGUCAUAGCUGCUCCCUCCAUGUGGACACGACCGCAGAUCAAGGACUUCAAGGAGAAAAUCCGGCAGGAUGCAGACAGUGUGAUCACGGUGGGGCGCGGCGAGGUGGUGACAGUGCGUGUACCCACCCACGAGGAGGGCUCCUACCUGUUCUGGGAGUUUGCCACGGACUAUUAUGACAUCGGCUUUGGGGUCUUCUUCGAGUGGACAGAUGCUGCCUCUGCUUCAGUCAGUGUGCACGUGUCAGAGUCCAGUGAUGAGGAUGAGGAUGAUGAAGGUGACCCUCCCACUGAGGAGGAGAAGGCAAAGAAGGAGGCAGGGAAGCCCCAGGUGGAUGAGAUUGUGCCGGUGUACCGGCGGGACUGUCAUGAGGAGGUAUACGCCGGCAGCCACCAGUACCCUGGCCGCGGAGUCUACCUGCUCAAGUUUGACAACUCCUAUUCACUCUGGCGCUCCAAGAGUGUUUACUACAGAGUCUACUACACCAGAUAAGCCUGAAUACAGACACAGGGGGAGCCAAGGAGUGUGUAUGUUGAUAUAUGUGUGUGUGUGUGUGUGUGUGUGUGUGUGUGUGUGUGUGUGUGUGUGUGUGUGUGUGUGUGUGUGUGUGUGUGUGUGUGUGUACGUGGAGAUUUGUGCGAUGGCAGCCUGUAUGUGUGUGUAUGUGUGAAGGAGAACAUGCUACCAGAUGUAUUCUGGACAAAACCACCAGAGGGUGACAAAGAGACACAUCUGGAGCCCUAGUCUGGAGAUUUGACUAAUAUGUAUGUACUGUAUGUGUAUGCGUGUCCCAAGAUACACCCAUGUUAGAUCCUGUCAUCGAGCCCUUGGAAGAGGAGUGUGUAUUCCUGUUGUAUAUUCACCACCUGUCCUUGCUGCGCUCACAUAGACCAAGCUGUAGGACUUCGCUCUCAUGUUGUAGUUGACCACUUUUCAUCCUGGGCUCGUCUUCUGUCACCGCUCCAGCCCAACACAGUCCAACGUGGCCUUGUGGCUGCUUCUGCCCUGAGUGAUGCUUUCAUAACCAUGAACGGAAACCAAGCGACUCCAGCGCUCUGUCAGCCAAAUGUUUCCUGUUUGGUGGUAAUGGUGGUUGUUUAUCCCACAAGAACACAGACAAUGUACGUCAUAACACUAUACCUUUGUUCCACUGAGAGCUUCUGGUCUUUGCCAAGUCUCACUCACAGAUUAAAACACCAGUGUACACAAACUUAAUCAUCCUUUUUGUUGUAAAACAGUAGUUUGUCAUUCUCUUCCGAGCUACCAUGCAUAUAUGAAGAUCUGAGAGGAUGUUUAGUGAAAUCAGUGCUCUUUUUGGCUUAUUCCUGUGCAGAAACAGUCUGUUUUUCAUCUUUAUUUCUUGAUACAAUCUAAUUAACACAGUGUACCAGGAGUAGGUGUUUUAGUUUAGAGGGUUUACAGGCAGAAUUUAUGAAGGACAGGCAAGAAAUCACAGCACGGUUUUGGGUAAAUUCCAACUGAAGUCAUGGGUGUUAAGUGAGAAAGUACAAAACAACAUGCACAUGGUAAAGUAUGGCUGUGGGCCCUCUGGCCUUGUAAACUCAAGCAUCUCAGUGUGUAAUACAAAAUAAGAGGUUAAAAACAAAUUACUUAAUAAAUAUUUGUUCUCCCUUCGUCCUACAAAUAUUUUUUCUGUGUGAUGCUGUUUCAGUUUGUUCCGUUUGCCUCAGUGCUUCUCGACAGUCCCUGUCUGUAUAGUUACACCACACGAAUAUUACAUUGAAUUGUCCUUUGCUCAUCAAUUCUUUAUGAAAGAAUCAAAAAAAAGGACAUAGUAUUAGGACAGCUGUUAUCUUAAUAUUUUUGUGUUUAUCAUUCUGUGUGUUUAGAGUUGCUGUACUCAGUUCUGACACACAACAUCUAACAAUAAAGAUUACAUUUUUUGGAGGUUGUGACACUGUUACGUCUCUGCAGCGCUCAGAAAACCGAAACCUAAAACAGUGCCGGUGUUCUGUUUUUUUUCUUCCUGGUAUGAAUCAACUCAACUUCUCACCUCAAACAUUGUGAAUCCUGAAUAAACUGAGAUAGACUUAUAAAUGUGUCUUGGGUGACGUGGUUGCUUACUAACUCAGUUGUGACAUCUAAAUGUAUUUUUUUUUUUUUUUUGCCAUAAUUUAGAUUAAUUCUGUUGUUCAGUUUCACAUUGAAUAUGCAUGUACCACCCAGGUGCAUUAUGAGCAGUGCUGUAUCAGCUGUAUCCUGUCUGAAUCUGAAUGAUGGUUGUUCAAUGGGGAGUGUCUUAAGUGGUUGUCAGAGACAUUUGGUUUCAUUUUAUCACACUUACUAGAGCUGCAUUUGUACAUUUUUAUGUGUGUGUGCAACCAAACUUUAAAGACACAGGUGGAGUAUCUUGCAAGUUGAGUACUCCUCCAAUGUCUUUUCUGAGUGUCAAUUUGUCAUAUUAUUUAAUUAGAGGCUGCUAAUGCCUCCUGUCCAUUAAGUGAUUUGUGUAACAAGAUGUCACUACCUAUGGCUUAAACAAGCCAUGAAGUUCAAGCAAGUUCCCAUAUCUUCUGACUUGUGUUGUUUGUUUUUCUUAAGUUUCUUAUUGUUCACCAAAUGGUUUGAGUUGACUUGUUCAAGCCUUGUAUGUAAAUAAUUCUACAAAUGAGUUUAUGUAUGGGUUUUUAAAUGUGGGAGAAGGCUAUGGUUUUGAGAAUCAAUGCACUGUAAAAUAUGGUGAAUGAGAUAUAUGUAUACAUUUUCCCCCGAAUGAAAGUCCAAAAUUCAUAGCAAGUAUAAAACUGUAAGACUCUAUUGACAUGACAGACAGAGAAGCUCAUCUUUUUGUAUUGUUUUCACUUGUUUGGAUCUCUUACGAGUUGCAAGAUCUUUUUGGGCAUAUAUUUAAUCUUGAUUAAACUUAUGUUCAUCUCUAGAA